CACGGACUUCACUUCAUUAUCUUUGACUCAUACCUUCUAGAUCCUACUAGAGAUCCAAACAUACUAGACGACCCAUCAUACUUGUACGAUGUCACAGGAAUCACCACUUAGCGAACCAGUCAUCUACCACGGCAAGAAAUUCAUCGUGCUCAGCGAUUGGGAUGGCACAAUCACCACUCAGGACUCCAAUGAUUUCGUGACGGACACCUUUGGGAUGGGGCACUCAGAUCGCGUUCUGCUCAAUCAGCGUAUACGUAAAGGCGAAGAUAACUUCCGAGAUGGAUUCCGGAAAAUGAUCCUGAGCGUCGUUGAGAAUGGAAAAAAGGAAGGCAAGGUGACGCAUACAUUCGAGUUCUGCAAAAAUGCUGUCGCGGACAACAUCAAAGUCGACGAUACUUUCAAGGGUUUCUACGAAUUUUGCGAAACGAAUGAUAUACCCGUGGUAAUCGUGUCCAGUGGUAUGGAACCUAUCAUCCGUGCAGUCCUGAAUAAGCACCUCGCCAGCCUCGACGGCAUUCAAAUAAUAUCGAACGAGGUGAAAACCUAUGAUGAUGGAAGUUGGGACAUUCAAUACCGUCAUCCCGAGAGCGGCUUCGGACACGACAAGUCGAAGGCGAUUGCCCCAUACAGGAAUAUGGAGCCGGCCCCGAUCGUAUUCUUCUUUGGUGAUGGCGUUUCAGACUUAUCCGCAGCGCGGGGAGCGACUUGUCUGUUCGUUAAGCACAAGCCAAAUGGAGAGAACGAAUUGAUGGAAUACUGCAUCAUGAACAAGAUCAAGCACAGAUUAUUCCAGAGUUUCGAGGAAGCGCAAAAUUUGAUGAAGCUCAUCAUCUUUGCGAAGACGGAGGAAGAGCGACAGAAUAUCAUUUCACGGGAGUGGCCCGAAGUAGUUUAGAAGUGAUCUC
Messenger RNA from Suillus bovinus, 905 nucleotides. Its product is annotated as HAD-like domain-containing protein. The transcript is spliced from 7 exons. The coding region runs from base 89 to 895 and encodes 268 amino acids. Lineage: Eukaryota; Fungi; Basidiomycota; Agaricomycetes; Boletales; Suillaceae. The record is from RefSeq and is a predicted model, not a curated record. Gene Ontology annotation, molecular function: phosphatase activity.